CCCCCCGCCCCUUCCCCAGGCCGCAGGCAGCGGCUGCUAGAAGGCCCAGAGCGGCCUGGGGGACGGAGGCCUCCGGCUCCAAGGAGCCCAGGCUGGCCGCAGCCCCGCGUCUUCCCUCCAGGCCCCACGAGGUCAGGCGGGGCACUCACAGCCACGCUUGGGCUCCGGCCCCACGUUGGCCCCUGGAGGGCGGCCAGCCUCACGCCCAGCGUAGGAUUUUCCAUCUCCUGGAUCCAUCUCCAGCUCCAUGUCCCGGGCAUCUCCUGAGCUGGAGAGCGGGCCCCUGGCCUCCACCAGCUGCUCGGCGCCCCGGGGUCCCAGGAAGGGCGGCCCAGUUGCAGCAGACAGGAAGGAGAAGGCCGCAGCGAUGCCCGACUCUCCCGCCGAGGUGAAGACGCAGCCCCGGUCCACACCCCCCAGCAUGCCGCCCCCGCCGCCCGCCACAUCCCAGGGGGCCCCACGGCACCCCCCCUUCACGCCCCACACAAAUCGAGAGGACGGACCUGUGAUGUCUCUGCCCCACGGCCGUUUUCAUGGCUGCUUAAAAUGGUCUAUGGUCUGUCUUUUGAUGAACGGCAGCACACACUCACCGACGGCCGUCAACGGCACCCCGUCCACGCCCAACGGUUUCAGCAAUGGCCCGGCCACCUCAUCCACGGCCUCGCUGUCCACGCAGCACCUGCCCCCCGCCUGCGGGGCGCGGCAGCUGAGCAAGCUGAAGCGGUUCCUCACCACCCUGCAGCAGUUUGGCAACGACAUCUCCCCGGAGAUCGGGGAGCGCGUGCGCACGCUGGUGCUGGGGCUCGUGAACUCCACGCUGACCAUUGAGGAGUUUCACUCCAAGCUCCAGGAGGCCACCAACUUCCCGCUGCGACCUUUUGUCAUCCCCUUCCUGAAGGCAAACCUGCCGUUGCUGCAGCGAGAACUGCUGCACUGCGCCCGCCUGGCCAAGCAGACCCCUGCCCAGUACCUGGCCCAGCACGAGCAGCUCCUGCUGGAUGCCAACGCCUCUUCCCCCAUCGACUCCUCGGAGCUCCUGCUGGAGGUCAACGAGAACGGCAAGAGGAGGACCCCUGACAGGACCAAAGAGAACGGGUCAGACCGGGACCCGCUGCACCCCGACCACCUCGGCAAACGGCCGUGCACCCUGAGCCCUGCCCAGCGCUACAGCCCCAGCAACGGGCUGCCCCACCCCACGCCACCACCGCACUACCGCCUCGAGGACAUGGCCAUGGCCCACCACUUCCGUGACUCUUACCGCCACCCUGACCCCCGGGAGCUGCGGGAGCGCCAUCGGCAGCUCGCGGUGCUCGGGUCCCGGCAGGAGGAGGUGAUCGACCACAGGCUCACUGAGCGCGAGUGGGCCGAGGAAUGGAAGCACCUCAACAACCUCCUGAACUGCAUCAUGGACAUGGCGGAGAAGACGCGGCGGUCGCUCACCGUGCUGCGCCGGUGCCAGGAGGCCGACCGCGAGGAGCUCAACCACUGGAUCCGGCGCUACAGCGACACCGAGGACACCAAGAAGGGGCCCACACCCACCACCGCCCGGCCCCUCAACAGCUCUGCGGGUGCAGAGGGGUCUCAGCUAGACAUGCCCCGGGAGUUCCUGCCGAGGACCCUGUCCGGCUACAUGCCCGAGGAGAUCUGGAGGAAGGCUGAGGAGGCAGUGAACGAGGUGAAGAGGCAGGCGAUGUCCGAGCUGCAGAAAGCUGUGUCGGACGCAGAGCGGAAGGCCCAUGAGCUCAUCAGCACAGAGCGCGCCAAGAUGGAGCGGGCCCUGGCUGAGGCCCGGCGGCAGGCCUCAGAGGACGCCUUGACUGUCGUCAACCAGCAGGAGGACUCCAGCGAGAGCUGCUGGAACUGUGGCCGCAAGGCAAGCGAGACGUGCAGUGGCUGCAACGCGGCGCGCUACUGCGGCUCCUUCUGUCAGCACAAGGACUGGGAGAAGCACCACCACGUGUGCGGCCAGAGCCUGCAGGGCCCCGCAGCCGUGGUGGCCGACCCUGUGCCCGGACCGCCCGAUGCCACCGCCAGCCUGGGCUCCUGCCUGCCCACGGGCGCCACCAGCCCCAGCGAGGCCGGCUCUGCAGGGCCCUCUCGCCCUGGCUCCCCCGGCCCGCCUGGCCCACUGGACCCUGCGCCCCGCUGACCCCUCCAGGACCCCGAUGCCCAGCCCACGGACGCCGCGCCCACCCGGCCCCAGCCCUCUGGACGCUGCGCCCGGCCCCGGGACCCCGACCAUUGGAGUCACUGCUGCUACUGCUUCUCUCCAAAAGAAAACACAGAACCAACAAAACUGCAUUCAACGCGACUUCCUCAGCUACCUGGCGCUCUCGCGGGGCGGCCUCCUGAGCAUCCUCAGAAGCCCCCUGCGGGCUUUACCCCGCGGGGCUGACCUGCCUCUCUCUCUCUUCUGUCUUGACGACUUUCACACACUUUCUCUUUAAGGAAAAAAUCUAAUCAUUCGGUGGCUUAUAUUUUCAGUGAAGAAUUUUGGGGGGUUUUGUAGCAGAAGAGCUACUCAGAAAUGGAUAAAGAAAACUGUGGGGGUUUUUUCCCCCCCUUCCUGAUGAAAAAGGGAAAAAGAAAAUGUAUUUUAUAGCCGGAGAUCUGAGCCGCUGUCUCACCGGAACCACCCAGGGGUGUGUGCGCCACGGUGAAGACGGUAAGAAGGAUUUCAAUUUCCGACUCAAGAAGCAUUUUUUGGUUUCAGAUUUUUUGUUUUUCCUUUAACGUCAAACUCUUUGGCUUUAAGUAGAAAUCCAAAAAGUUUUUUUAAGAAAAGUACAGGAAGCAUUCCUGUAAACUACCUUGCCAGCUAGCCAGCCAAGGACGCCGGACACACCUCUGCUGCAAAGGAAAUCCAAAAAGCAAACACACAAAGUUAAAAUCCAAAAUGUUUUGUCACUGCCAAAGUAAUUUUUCACUGUUCGACUCCACUCUUGGGUUUAUUCCGACGUCGGUCUUUCUCUCACUUCAAUUCUGUUUCUGGAGUGUUGGGAUCCUGGGGUGUGGAGGGGUUUGCCCAACAAGAAGCAACUUUGUUUCUCUUCACCUCGACCACUGCGCCUUCGCGGUCGCGGAGGGCAGGUCCGGGGGGCAGCGCGGUGGCGACGCCCCGUGUGUACAUGUGCGCCAGCGGUUCACCAGCCGUGUGUCCACUUGUGUGCAGGGGACGAUACCUCUGUCUGUCCUCAUGCCCUCUGUGAAUUUUGAUCACAUUUCAUUUUUUCCACUUAUGAAAAAAAGUGCUAACGUGUCCUUCCCAGAGAGAGCGUAAUUCCGAGACAAGACUGUGACAAUCUUUUGGGCUGAUCCUUGACUGCUUUUGCAAGCACAAGGAGACAGCGCUGGCCUCUGACUCUGCUUCUCCGUGUCCCUCCUCUACCUCUCCCGGCUCCGCGAUGCCGCCGCCCAUCUCGUCCACCCCAGUGUCUCCUGCGCCCACUCUCCUUUCUCCACACUUUUGCAGAAAAAGAAAAAACUACCGACAAGAACAGUCGCCCUCUCGGCCCCUCUGGAGACUUGGUCAGCUGUAUAUAACCCGGCGCUGUGUCCCGCUGCUCCUCGGGGGUGUUCCCUUGGACGUCCCUGCUCAAUUCCCUGGCGAGCCCACGGAGGACAUGAAGGAACAGGACAUUCUCGCCUGCAGCCCACAGGAGAACAAACAGCAGACACGGCCCGCGAGCUGCCGUGCCCGGCGUCGCUGUAAGAAGUUCCCAGGACUGGAGUGCAAUACGGGGAGUGACCAGCUACUGAACCCGGGGCUCCCGGGGGCCCCGCCGAGAGGCGAGGAGUCAAUGGUGUGCGUUAAUGUGAAUGUAUAUAGUCCCUGCAGAGGUCCAAAUAAUGAUAUUCAUGAUGAUGAUAAUAAAGAAGAUGUUUGCCAAAUAAAAAAGAGAAACCUUGGAAAUAUGUAAACUUUAGAAAAUAGAUUUUCAAAGAAAUCUGAACUGUGCUCCUAUGGAGAGCAGUGGGUUUGUUUGAUGGCUGUCGUUUUUUCAGAGUUGUAAGAAUUCAUUCUCUGAGUAUUAAAAGGAAGGAUCCCAACCGGCUGCCACAGACCAGGUGCCGUCCCGAACCACCACGCCUGACACCGGAAACCUAAUUCUGAAAGUCGAGAUAGCUUUCUCUUACCCUCCAGAAAGUUCCCUGGCUACAGCCACCACCUCCAUUGCCCAAUGCUGCGGGUCCAUCAGCCUCUCAGAGGUUUGCUUCUGUGGGUUUCAGAAAAGCAAGGGCCAGUCUGGAUCUGGGCUCCCCAGGAGACGGCAGAGCCGCCUGACCUGCCUCCAGCCUGCUGUCUUUUUCUCGCGCCAGCGUUGAACCUGUUAACACGGCGUUUUCGUACGCACAGUGAAUUGACCCGUGCCCCCUUGGAGGGGGGCGCUCUUGGACUGUCCCACGAGGUGGUGCUGGUGAACGGGUGGCUCCACCGGGGGUCUGGGCCCCUGAGGACUCGUGUCCCUGACGUCAGGACUUAGGGGGCCUUCCGGUCUGUGGCGAGUGGUGGAGGAGCCCUCACCUGGAAACCCGCUGGUUUGCUUUGCUGGCCUCUGUGUCCCUUCCCCUCACAGGGUCCCCCUUUGGGGACAAGCAGGCAGGCCAGGGACGGUAGCGUGUUGGCCAGCUGGUGGCAUCCUGGCCAGACCAGCUUCCAAGGCCGGACCACAGGCUGAGGGUCCAAGGUGGGGCGGCCCCUCCCACUCCAGCUGUUGGGAAGAGCUGGCCCUCAAGCCAACUAUAGAAGUCUGUCUUCCCAGUGUGGUUCCACGUCCACAGCCCCUACGCCAAGACGCGGCGCUGACAGGCACUGCAGAAACCUGCGUGAGGGGUGGCCACAGGCCGACCGGUGGAGCCCCUGCAGGCCGAGAGUGUCCUCGGGAUCGGGAUGGCAGUUGGCGGCGGGGGGCUUCCAGUGAGGAAGCCAAAGCCCAGAGUGGGUGGGAGGGGGGUGUCCUGGUGCGCUGUGUCAACCGAUGCCGGCAGGUGUGGCUGGCUCAGACAAGCAGGUGGCUCCUCCUGCCCAGGGAGGCCUGGGGGGCGCUGGGGCUCCCUUCCAGGCUCUGGGAGCUGGCGUUUCUGUCGGUCACUGUGCUCAGGCCUCAUCUGGCCAAAGACUUCACAGCAGAACCAAACGGAAUCAAUAGCUUUGGGGAGGGGAGGGGCGGGCAGAACUCUUGCAUCAGGAGUUGGAUGGUGGCAACAAACAGCAAGGGUUUCCCCUGCUGUCUGCACCUGGAGCACCUGCCUUUCUCAUGCAAGGAGGGGAUCCAGACAGAAGGGGCUCUAGCCGCCUGCUCUUAGCUCCGAGGCCGUCCUGCCCUGCUACCUCCUGAGCUUACAGACCGCUGACCAGCACUGCAGCGUGUGAGGGUCUCCUCCCCGCGGGCCACCGCCAGCAUCAGACACACAGGUGACCCAAAAGCUCUGUGAGACGUGGCUGCUCGCAGAGCCUCCCUCCCCCAGAUUCUGAGGCCAAAGCUAUAGCAGGAAGGCAAAGUGAGGCAGGUGGGCAGGGCGGCAGGCAGAGCACCCCAGCCCACAGGGCCAAGCCAGGGAUGAUGGACGGACAGGGGACAGCAGGACAGAUGCUGGCACCCAGGCCCUCUCUUUCACCCCCAUGUAGAAAGCCCCCUGGUGUGUGACUCCUCGACCUUUCCCACCCCCUCGCCGCUCGUUUCCCAUCCUGCCCUGGACCCGCACUGGGUUUUCUUUUAGGACGUCUUGCCACCCCCAGGUGGUAUCUGGGGGUGUUCUGUUGACCCCCCACUGAGACAAAGGCAAACACCAGGGCAUCCACACACAGACAGGCUGGCACAGCCCCAACCCCAUAUGAACAGAGAGGGUCCCAACACCACGGCUCACCAUGACCAAAAGGAGGCCUUGGGUGUUACCAGGGGGCAAAGAGGAAAGCUAGAGAAAGCCUCAGGGGUCCGGGAGGGUAAUGGUCAUAGGACAAGAGGAGCCAGCCCAUCAGGAAGGGGCUGCCCUGUGGGCUCGAUGGGUGGGGGUCACUCAUCGGGACCCGAGAGGUUGAGUGGUGGAGGGAGACGGAUGGAAGAAGGGCAAGGGGCUGUUGGUUUUGGCUUCACCCCAACAACUUGGUGGAGAGAGAUCAGGACAGGCCCUAACUUUCUCCUGUUUGCUAAUUUUUCCAAAUAUAUCCUCAAAAUGACACCAAAGCCCCAUCUCUGGCAUCUACCCAUCCUGUCUGACCCAGCCCACUCUAGCCAGCAUGUCUGGGCAUUAAUCUGCCCUUUCCCUCAACCAACCUACAGUUAUUCAUUGAUUCUUUUCUUUCAUCAGUUCAUCCUUCUGAUUAAUCCAGUCAUCCAUCAGUCCAUCCAUCCAUCCACCCACUGACUCACCCAUCCAUGUGUCAACUCAUCCAUCCAUCAGUCCAUCCAUCCACCCACUGACUCACCCAUCCAUGUGUCAACUCAUCCAUCCAUCAGUCCAUCCAUCCACCCAUCCAUCCAUCCAUCCGUCCACCCAUCCGUCCAUCCAUUACUUUAUCCCAACUAUCACUUGAUCCCAUCCACCUCCACCCAUUCUUUCGCCCAUCCACCUGUCUCUCCACCAUUCACCCCUAUACAUGCCACACAUGUGUCUGCCCAUCCAUUCUCCAAUCUAACACACCCAGCCACACCUCAGUCCAUCACCCCAUCCACUUCUCCAUCCACUGAACCCAGAGUAGCACCACCAACUCCUUCGAUGUCGAAAGCUGCAAGGGUGCUUUGGACCCUCCUGUGACCUCAACUGCCCCAUAGGAAACUGCCUGUGGGCACAGCCACCCCCUCCCAGCCAUUGGUCCCCGCCUGCUCCAGGCAUUGUGGGCAGAUUGGACCAAUGUCCUAGCAACAGCUCCGGCCAGUCUGGGCCCGCCUGGCAAGUGUGGUGGCCUUGGGCCAGGAGUGCGCAUUGGGAGGCAGCCUGCACACCUGCUCAGGGGCCCUAUGACCGGGGCCACCAGUCAGGGUGAGCACAUUCCCUGGCAAGGCCCUGACAUUGCAAGGCGGGUCUGCCCUCUCCUCCCCUUGUCUCCAGGUCACUGCCCGGAGGAGGUGUCCCCAGGAAAGCAGGGAGGGGAGAAGGAACCCAGUUCUGGCCUCGCCCCAGACCCCAGCGCUCCUGCAGCCCUGCUUCCUGGGGCUUGCUCUGCCUCACUCCCACUCCCACCUUCCAUCCUGGGGCCCCAGGCGGCUGGAGAUGAGCCUUCAGAGCUCUGCAGAGACAGAAACAGACCCUGCCCAGCUGCAUUCUGCCGAUGGUGAUGGGUGUCCUCUGGGACCCUGGAGGCCCAGCACAAGCCCCCAGUGGCUGCUCCCACCUGCCUCCAGGCUCCCAAGCCACACAGGGCAUUUUCCAGAAUGGGGCUGGGAGCAAGGCUCCCCGAUUAUGGUCCUGCUGGCAGGAGAGGAAGAAGAGAAAGAAAGCAGAGGGGAUGCAAGGAGAGCUGGGCUUGGGGGACGUCUGCUCCUCUGGACGCCUCACAGAUAAGGCCUGGGGAGCUGGAGUCUGUGACAGCACCCUGCACUGGUGACCACAGUCCCAGAAAACUCCAUCUUGCAUGUUUUUAUUCCUUUCAUUUCAAUUCAGCUGGCCCCUGGAGUGCCACCCAAAGACCCCUUGUAGCAGUAGCACAACAUCGGAACUCAGAUUGGAAUCUGGUUUUUAAGCAUUAGGAGGAAGGCACUAGGUGGCCUUGCUCCCCAUGGACAGGGGCCCAGCCAGGCUGGCUCCAGUUCACCACUGGGUCCUCCGCAGGCCGAGGGGCCGGGCCGUGGGGACAGGGCCGAGCACAGCCUGUGGGGAACGGCUGGCUGUCCCCUUCCUCUCUAGUCUUCUUUUUUUUCAAUUCCCCAAAAGGAGCUGGCCCGAGAGCACUGGGUGGGUUUCCCGCCGCGGCUUCUCGGCGCCGUCUAGGACCCAUGGUGCGCAUCCCCUCGCGCAUCCCGAUGUACGCUCUGUCUGACCUGAGCGCUGUGAGAUGUCGCACCAGGUCUCGUCGGUUCUCUCUGUGUCGUGUAAU
Equus quagga is the source of this 8035-nucleotide messenger RNA. RefSeq names its product CBFA2/RUNX1 partner transcriptional co-repressor 3 (gene CBFA2T3). Gene Ontology annotation, molecular function: transcription corepressor activity. Bases 248 to 2149 code for a protein of 633 amino acids. The record is from RefSeq and is a predicted model, not a curated record. Lineage: Eukaryota; Metazoa; Chordata; Mammalia; Perissodactyla; Equidae. Gene Ontology annotation, cellular component: nucleus. Gene Ontology annotation, biological process: DNA-templated transcription; negative regulation of DNA-templated transcription. The transcript is spliced from 12 exons.